Phlebotomus argentipes is the source of this 2359-nucleotide messenger RNA. RefSeq names its product aromatic-L-amino-acid decarboxylase (gene Tdc1). Gene Ontology annotation, biological process: amino acid metabolic process. Gene Ontology annotation, molecular function: pyridoxal phosphate binding; carboxy-lyase activity. Bases 324 to 2036 code for a protein of 570 amino acids. The transcript has 6 exons. Lineage: Eukaryota; Metazoa; Arthropoda; Insecta; Diptera; Psychodidae. The record is from RefSeq and is a predicted model, not a curated record.
AGACAUGUUUUCAUCGCGACUCAACUUGUAGAGAGAGAGAGAGCUUUUGCCCAACAUAUUAUACAGCAUAUUCUAUUCUUGUGCGCGGUGUUGUAUGGAAAAUUUCAUCAAAAAAAAAGAACAGUGUGGAUGGUAAAUUGUGAGAUUUCGUGACAUAAGUGUAUCAUCGGGAAGUGAAAAGACAAUUAGCAAGUUUCUGGGCUGUUGUACAGUCCCGAUAUCAAUUAACAGACAACAGAUAAAGAAAAGAUAUUUCGCAAUACUUCGUCUCAUCUCUCAACAAUAUAUUAUUUUUGGAACAUAUUGGACGUUAACACAGCAAGAUGGAUACGAAAGAUUUUAACAAGUACGGAAAGGAGAUGAUUGACUACAUUUGCAAUUACAUGGAGAACAUCGAGAUGCGCGAUGUUGCGCCCAAAGUCGAUCCGGGAUAUCUCAAAGAACUCGUUCCAUCCGAAGCUCCGCAGAAAGGUGAAGAUUUCAAGACAAUUCUCGCGGAUAUUGAGAGCAAAAUAAUGCCAGGUGUGGUUCAUUGGAAUCACCCAUAUUUCUUCGCCUAUUUCCCCUCCGGAAAUUCCUACCCUUCUAUUUUGGGUGAUGUUCUCAGCAGCGCCAUUGGAUCCAUCGGAUUCUCAUGGGCCUCUUGUCCCGCUUCGACUGAACUGGAGACGAUAGUCUUGGAUUGGUACGCCAAAGCUUUGGAUUUGCCAGAUUUCUUCAUGAGCGACACUCCUGGGAGCAAAGGCGGAGGCGCUAUUCAGGGAUCAGCAUCAGAAUGCGCCCUCGUCUCCAUGAUUUCCGCGCGCGCUCGUGCCAUCAAAGAACUCAAAGGGAACAACUAUGACAUCCACGACAGCGUCUAUCUGCCCCAACUCGUGGCCUACGCCUCGCGAGAGGCUCACAGCUCAAUUGAGAAAGCCGCCAAGAUGGCCAUCAUCAAGCUGCGCAUCCUCGACACAGAUGCCAGAGGCAGUUUUCGCGGCGAGACCCUUCGGGCGGCCAUCGAGAAGGACGUGAAGGAUGGCCUCACGCCCUUCUUCGUUGUCGCCACGGUGGGAACAACGGGAGCGUGUGCCUUUGACAAUCUCAAGGAGAUUGGGAAGGUGUGCAGAAACUACUCAAACAUCUGGUUCCACGUCGACGGAGCGUACGCUGGCAAUUCCUUCAUCCUGCCCGAGAUGCGGCAGUUCAAAGAGGGCAUGGAGUACGCGGACUCCUUCAACACGAACCCCAACAAACUUCUGCUCACGAAUUUCGACGCAUCAGCGCUGUGGGUGCGCGACGUCAUGGCCCUCAAGACUGCCCUCACCGUCAAUCCACUCUACCUCCAGCACGAGCACGCCAGCGCCAUCGACUACCGCCACUACGGCAUUCCGCUCAGCAGGCGCUUCCGCUCGCUCAAACUCUGGUUCGUGUUCCGCUCCUACGGCAUCUCAGGACUCCAGCAGUACAUCCGCAAUCACAUAUCCCUGGCGAAGCGCUUCGAGCAACUCGUGCGCGCCGAUGAGCGCUUCGAAGUGCGCAACGACGUGCACUUGGGCCUGGUUUGCUUCCGACUGCGCCAAUCUGACGCCACAAACAGGGAUCUCCUGGCCCGCAUCAACCACUCAGGGAAGUUCCACAUGACACCAGCCAUGGUGAGAGGAAAGUACGCCAUUCGCUUCUGCGUCACAUACGAGCACGCCAAGGAAGAGCACAUAGAUUACGCAUGGCAAGAGAUAAAAGCGUUCGCCGAAGAGUUCUGCGAGGCUGAGCAUAUUGAGAAGCCAGCUCCAAUUGCCGCCAAGAAGCCCCACAAGAAGCUCACCAGAAAAGCCUCCGCGAGAUUCUCCUUCACUCGCAGUGUCUCCAGAGAGAUUUACGAGAGACAGUCCAGCAUAUCAAAUCUGCCCGAUGGUUGCACACCAAUCAUUGUCCUGGAGACGGACGACAUUCUCAAGAGCUUGCAAAAGGCCACACGGAAGAAUUUAGAGACGAAAUACGCGGAAACUGAUAGUACGGAUGAAGAGAAACGAAUUGUUAAGUUAAGAGAGUGACAGGCAGCUAUAUUCACGACCAUUUCCAUGUAUAGAAAUAAUCCUAUCAUACUUGAGAGCUAAUCCUUAUUUAUUUUAUCAUGACCGCUCAUUGUUCCUCUGUACCAAGUAGGACAUUACGUUUAAAAGUAAUUUUUUUUUAUGAAUCGUUCAUGUGAGCAGAAUAUAUUUAUAUUUGUCUGUGUCUUUGACCUCAUGACAUGUUUUGUUGUAAAAAUGAGUGAGAAUAUGUAAAAGAAAGUUAUGUAUUCAUGCGUAAAUUUGUAUCAGAUGAAGAAGAAACAUUGUAUGUAAUUUGUGUAUCAAUAAAAUAUCAGUAUUUU